AUGACGGCUACCGAAGCCGUGCUUCACCAUGACCAGGGACCGGCAGAAAUGGCAGAGCAGAUUCUGAAAAGUACAAAUGCAGUGUGGCAGCAUUUUACGCAGCCUACUCCAGGUAAGGUGCGCUGCAACAUCUGCAAUAUAUUGAUGAGCAUGGGAGCUGAAAAGGCAAAGAUGAAACAUACUUCAAAUAUGUGGAGCCACUUGAAACGUCACCACCUUCAGGCCUAUAAUGAAGCACAAAAAGAAAAGGAUGAUCGAGCAGCAGCUUCUACUUCUGCAGCAAGUUCAACACAGCCUAAUAUUGUGCAGAUGUUCGAUGCCCAAAGGAAAUGGGGUAAUUCUGACACCAGGUCCAAACAAGUUGAUCUUGCCAUAGUUGAGAUGAUUGCCAGAGACAAUCAUCCAUUUACAGUUGUCUCUGGUGUUGGUUGUAAAAGGUUGGUGGCAUUGCUGGAGCCCAGAUACUCUCUCAAAAUGAAGUACUAUUGCAUUGACCUCUUUGAAGAUGUUCACACAAAAGUAGAAAACAAAAUCAAGAAGCUGGUCACGUUAGAAAAUGCAGGACCCUAUUUGGCAUUUACAACGGAUUGUUGGUCUGGUGACACAGAAUCCCUAAUGAGCCUGACCUGUCAUUUUAUUGACAGUGACUGGGAAAGGAAACAAAUUGUCCUCCAUGUCAAAGCCAUACAUAGCUCUCACACAGGUGACUAUAUCAGCGAGGUGUUACUCAGUCUGCUGAGGCAUAGGGACAUCGGCACAGAGAGCGUUGUGCUUGUGCUUCACGAUAGCGGCGCCAAUAUGAUUAAAGGGAUGAGGCUCACCGAAGCCGAUCUCAGCUGCAGUGCUCACACACUUCAGCUGGUGGUAAAUGACAGGAUCAACAGCCAGUGAGCAGUGAUGGAUGGACAUUCAAUACUUGCCAAACAGCGUUUGAAGGACAUUCAAAAAGAACUUGACCUCCCCCAGCACAGAAUAAUCCAGUUGGUGCCAACUCUAAACAUGUUGGAGAGCAUGCUGGAGCAGAAACGGGCACUUACUGUAUAUGCAAGGAAACAUGGAAAGAUAUCAAUCUUAACAGCAGAUCACUGAACUCUUGUGGGCAAUUUGAUUGACACACUGAGCCUGCUUUAACAGGUAACACUGGAAAUGAGCAUAUCAGACUCAUCAAUAUCAUGCAUAAUUCCCAGCAUCACCGUCCUAAAAAUGCUACUUGAAGUUGAGGGUGCAAAAGCAAGGGGCAUCAAAACACUCUGUGACACUAUGCUGGACAGUUUGAAGGCAAGGACCUCUGAGGAGGCUGAUGAUGAGGAGGAGCAGCUUUUCACACAGCAGCUGGAUCAAUACCUAUGGGAGUCGUUGAUCGACAGACAGAUGGGCCAACCACUUGCUUGGUGGAAACAAAAUGCAUCCCGCUUGCACCUUCUGGCACCACUCGCCAGAAUAUUUGUCAGUCCACCCCCCUCCUCUGUUCCCAGUGAGGAGGUAUUUAGCGAGGUCAGCCAGAUAUAUGAGAAAAAGAGGAAUAGGCUGACCGGAGAAAAUGCAGAGCGUCUCUGUUUCCCCCAUUACAACCUGCAGCUCCUAAACUGGGAGUAUUAA
Perca fluviatilis (European perch) is the source of this 1599-nucleotide messenger RNA. RefSeq lists its product as uncharacterized. Gene Ontology annotation, molecular function: protein dimerization activity; DNA binding. The record is from RefSeq and is a predicted model, not a curated record. Lineage: Eukaryota; Metazoa; Chordata; Actinopteri; Perciformes; Percidae.